AUGCUGAAGGGGAUCGGGGGCUUCGUGUUGGGCUUCAUCUUCCUGGCGCUGGGGCUCGGCUUCUACCUGCGCAAGCAGCCCCGACCCCGGCCCCGGCCUCGGCUCCUCCCGGGGCCCGCCGGGGACACAGGCGGCGCGGCCGCUCCCGCCGCCUCCGCAGCGUCUUCCCCGCUCCGAGCUCCGCCGCUCUUGAGCGCGGCCGCCGGCCCCGAGCCGCCGGUGUCCGCUUCAAAAGAGCCAACAUGUGGGGAUGGCCGGCCCGGGGCGGUUGAGCGGCGCUCGGGGGCCGUUCCUGGCCCCGGGCCGAGCGCUGACGGCCGCGUCUCGCCGGCACGGAAGGCGCAGCAGGGCCUGAAGGAGCGCUACCGGCUGGGUUCGCUGCUGGGGCGCGGCGGCUUCGGCAGCGUCUUGGCGGCGACGCGGCUCUCGGACGGCGCCCCGGUGGCCAUCAAACGGGUGCCACGGAACCGCAUCCACCAUUGGGGCCGGCUGCCCGACGGCACCCGAGCACCACUGGAGAUCGUGCUGCUGCACAAGGUGUCCGCUGGCUUCCCCGGCAUCGUCCAGCUCCACGAGUGGCUGGAGCUCCCCAACAACGUGGUGAUGGUGCUGGAGCGCCCGGAGCGGUCUCAGGACCUCCUUCACUUCAUUCGGGCACGGCGCUUCCUGUGCGAGGAGGUGGCGCGGCACCUGUUCCGCCAGGUGCUGGAGGCCGUGCGGCACUGCACCAGCUGCGGGGUCCUGCACCGGGACAUCAAACCGGAGAACAUCCUGCUUGACCUGGCCACCGGGCAGGCCAAACUCAUCGACUUUGGCUGUGGCACCUACCUGCAAGCCGCAGCCUACACCAGCUUUGCAGGAACACCGUCCUACAGCCCCCCGGAAUGGAUCCAGUUCGGCUGGUACUACGGCGAGGCAGCGACCGUCUGGUCCCUGGGCAUCGUGCUGCACCAGAUGGUCUGCGGGGAGCAUCCUUUCAGGAGGGGCUGGAACAGCACCUGGGGCCGGCUCUCGCUCCCACGACGGCUCUCUCCAGAGUGCCAGGAUCUCAUCCGGCGGUGUUUAUCCGUGCUCUCCUCGGAAAGGCCCUCAUUAGAAGACCUGUCCUGUGAUCCUUGGAUGCAGGAUAUUCACGUGCCAUAGGAGAAGGGAGAGAGCCACACGCACGCUUUGACCCAGGGAGCCGCGACAGCCGGGGCCCUGGGCAGAGCACUGACAGCCUGC
This is a messenger RNA of Corvus hawaiiensis (hawaiian crow), 1224 nucleotides long. RefSeq names its product serine/threonine-protein kinase pim-1-like. The record is from RefSeq and is a predicted model, not a curated record. Gene Ontology annotation, biological process: protein autophosphorylation. Bases 1 to 1143 code for a protein of 380 amino acids. NCBI's taxonomy places the organism in Eukaryota, Metazoa, Chordata, Aves, Passeriformes, Corvidae. Gene Ontology annotation, molecular function: protein serine/threonine kinase activity; ATP binding. The transcript has 7 exons. Gene Ontology annotation, cellular component: cytoplasm.